UCUAGUGAAAAGAGAAGCUAUUCUGAAAGUGAAUGAGUACCUGUAUAUUUUACCUGUGGGAGAUGUUGGACCUCAGGUGCAUUAUAUGAGAAUAUCAUUUGGAUAAGUCAUAAUUAAUGGAUUAGUUUUUGUCUUCUACUUUUAAAAGUAUAAGAUUAUUGAUGUCCAAAUUUAUAUGAAAAUUGCAUAAAAUACGAAUUAUGUUCAUUUAUGAAAUUAUUAACUUUUUUUGAAUGGAUAAAACCAAAACACCUGUGCUGUCAAGUCAAUUCUGACCCUAUAGGACAGCAUAGACCUGCCCCAUUGAGUUUCCAAGGGGUGGGUGAUGAGUUUGAACUGCCAACCUUUUGGCUAGUGCCAAAAGCUUAACCACUGUGCUACCAGGGCUCCCUUAGAAUGGAUAUAUUAAAUUAAAAUCAGCAGCAUUGUUUGAGAACAUAAUACAUAAAAGUUUAAAUGUUGAGGGGGUUCUAAACUUAACGAGAUGUAGGCACCAUGAUCCGGAAUGCAAGUCGUGAUAAUAUAAAUGAUGUGGUGAUGGGUACAGUAGAAUCUGUGGCAGCUGAAAGCCUAGUGUGUUUAGAGCACAGGCUGCAUGUAAGUGUGGAAUAGAGAAUUUUUGCUUUUGUUUUUUCCCCAUCAAACUUAGUUCUUUGGUUGUAAUUUUUUUGAAAUUUUGAAAUUUUAAUUUGUCUUUAUAUUGAAGAAAAUCAAGUGAGAAUACAUUAAGCAAAUAUCUAAAAUACAUGCAAAAGUAAUAACUAUAGGCAUAUCACCUCAAUACCUACUAAAGAGCAUGAAUCUGAAUUUCCUUCAAUAUAGAAAUACCAAAAGUAUAAAGAACUCGGAUUGCAUAAGUAAUAUUUCUUAACACCAUGAGUAAAUUACGUGUUGCAUACUGACAAAUUAUUAAAAAACAACAGAGGUAUAAUUUGUACCACUGUAUAUGUAUGUGUUAUCUAAUUUUGUGUGAAUAGAAAAUAAUGUAUAGUAACAGCAGAGAUGGAUAGUAGUAUGCUAUGACAAAAAUCUUGUUUGUAAGUGAAAGAUUAAAGUAGUAAUUAGCCCUCCAAGUCUGAGAUUUCCCAAGUCAUUUGAUCAAGUUUUCAUAAAGAUAUGCACAAGCUUCCUUUUAAACAAAUCUCAUUUCUGCAUCAGUCUUACGUCUUUCAGGCACCAGUAGAGCCAUGGUCAAUGCAAACGGUACCACAGGAAUAAACUUCAUUCUUCUAGGGCUCUUUAACCACACACAGAUCCACCUAUUCCUGUUUGCCAUGGUGCUUGUGAUCUUCAUCACCUCACUGAUGGGCAACGCCCUUAUGAUCAUUCUCAUUCAUGUGCACCCUCAACUCCACAUGCCCAUGUACUUCCUGCUUAGCCAGCUUUCUUUCAUGGACAUGAUGCUGGUCUCCACCAUCCUUCCCAAAAUGGCAGCCAACUACCUGAUGGACACUAGGUCUAUCUCUCCCACUGGCUGUGGAGUCCAGAUCUUCCUGCUUCUCACUCUGGGAGGGAGUGAAUGCUUCCUCUUAACGGCCAUGUCCUAUGACUGCUAUGUGGCCAUAUGUCACCCACUGCGCUACCCCAUUCUCAUGAGUCGGAAGCUCUGUUUACUCACGACAUCAGGUUCCUGGCUCCUGGGAGGGAUUGAUGGGCUGAUGCAGGCCGGUGCUACUUUGAGCUUCCCUUACUGUCACUCACAGGAAAUCAAUCAGUUUUUUUGUGAAGCACCAUCAUUGGUACACCUUGCCUGUGCUCACACCACGAUUUUUGAGUUUUUCAUGUAUGUCUGCUGCAUUCUGAUGCUCUUGAUCCCUUUGUCUCUCAUUUUGGCCUCAUACAGCCUUAUCCUGGCUGCAGUGCUCUGCAUGCGGUCAGCUGGAGCUGGGAAAAAAGCCUUUAAGACCUGCUCCUCUCACCUGGCGGUUGUGGGACUCUUCUAUGGCACCAUCAUGUUCAUCUACAUGAGGCCCAAAUCUAAUGGUUCAGAGGACCACGAUAAGGUGGUCUCAGUGUUUUAUACCAUCUUCACACCUGUCUUGAACCCCCUUAUAUACAGUGUGAGAAAUAAAGAAGUCAAGGGGGCCUUGAGGAGGUGGCUGGAAAAACAUUUUAUGUGAUAUCAAUGCUGAGCAUAAUUUGCCAAAAGGGCAGCAACCAAACUGGAUACAGGUUACGUUUCCAAAAUAUUGUUUUGCUAUUUUGUUCAUCCCAUUUAAAUUCUUCUUUUGUGUUGUAUCAAGUUAUUUUGCUCUUACUUUGCCAAUCUGGCUGCAUUGUUUUUAUUAUGGUAAAUUUAUUAUGAUUAUUUUUAUAUAUGGUAAACUAAUUAAAAAUUAUAUUUGUCCUCCUGUCAUAACUUGCAGUGGUGUUUUUGCUCUGAAAUUAGGGCUUUGGCAAUAAGUAUGAGUGAUUGAGUUUCUAAAUAGCAUAUGA
Loxodonta africana (African savanna elephant) is the source of this 2436-nucleotide messenger RNA. Its product is annotated as olfactory receptor 2T33-like. NCBI's taxonomy places the organism in Eukaryota, Metazoa, Chordata, Mammalia, Proboscidea, Elephantidae. Gene Ontology annotation, cellular component: plasma membrane. The coding region runs from base 1188 to 2120 and encodes 310 amino acids. Gene Ontology annotation, molecular function: olfactory receptor activity; G protein-coupled receptor activity. The transcript has a single exon. The record is from RefSeq and is a predicted model, not a curated record. Gene Ontology annotation, biological process: detection of chemical stimulus involved in sensory perception of smell; G protein-coupled receptor signaling pathway.